AUGACCUUUACAGGUGGGAAAGAUAGCAGCAAACGGAAGAGAAGCAGCGAACAAUCGGAAAAGAAGGCAAAAACUGAAAGCCGGAGUUACGAGAAAGAAGUUCGUGAAAAAUUGAAAGCGAAAUUGGUCGAAAAUGAUGUAGAAUCAUCAAAGUCCAUUCGAUCAACAUUAGCAUCGAAAUCAACAAAAUCCGAUAAGUCCAAGGUACAUUAG
Loa loa (African eye worm) is the source of this 213-nucleotide messenger RNA. RefSeq lists its product as hypothetical. Bases 1 to 213 code for a protein of 70 amino acids. The record is from RefSeq and is a predicted model, not a curated record. Lineage: Eukaryota; Metazoa; Nematoda; Chromadorea; Rhabditida; Onchocercidae. The transcript has a single exon.